Molecule: messenger RNA, 2999 nt
Organism: Musca vetustissima
Lineage: Eukaryota; Metazoa; Arthropoda; Insecta; Diptera; Muscidae
Gene: Grip
Product: glutamate receptor-interacting protein 1
Exons: 9
Biological process (GO): neurotransmitter receptor transport, endosome to postsynaptic membrane
Molecular function (GO): protein binding
Source: RefSeq, a predicted model, not a curated record
UCGAUCGUGCCAUGAGUCCAGCUCAGUCAGAAGAUUCGGGAUUAGCUCCCGAAAGAGGCACAACAUAUGCCACAAUAACAUUACCGCGUGAUAACUCCACAAAUAUGGCAAUAACAUUGGCUGAACGCAACGACCUGUCGUAUCCACCUGUUAUUGCUGCCCUGAGUCCACUGGGUCAUGCUGCCGAUUUCCUAGCACCUGGAGAUCGUCUACAUCAAAUCGAUGGCAUUUCAACAAUUGGGUUAACAAAUCAACACAUAAUGAGCAUGCUGUGCGGUGGUGGCACAGCAGAUGGUCCUGCCGUCGUCGAAAUUGAAUAUUCCCUGCCCGAAUACAUUUCCCAAAAUAGCCUUUGUGUAACAUCGAAGUUGGCUCAAAUAACAGUGGAACGUGAAAGCGGUUGUCUGGGUCUAACAUUGCGCGGUGGUGCUGAUUAUCCUCUAAUUGUAACACAUGUGCGGCCACAUGGUCCGGUCUAUAAGACGGGAAGGAUAAAGCCAGGAGAUCGUUUGCUGCGGGUGGAUAAUGUUUCCCUGAUUGGCAAGACUUUGGCCGAGGCCCAACAGAUUAUCAAAUGUGGUGGUCACAUAUCGGGCUAUACAAAUCUGACCAUUGAAUAUGAUGUUUCGGUGGUACAAAGUGUUGAAUUCUCAAUGGGUCCAUUGUUGAUUGAAAUCGAACGUCCUAUGAAUGAUAAAUUAGGUUUGGUAUUGUGUAACUACAAUUCGGCAGCUGCCGGCCUUACGGAUCAUACAAAAAUCGAUGAAGUUAGUUCGGCGGGUGUAUAUAUUGCCAGUAUUUUGCCAGCGAGCAUAGCUGAUCGAUGCGGUGCUCUUUCUGUUGGCGAUCAAGUACUUUCCAUUGACGAUAUUAGUAUCGAAAAUUCUUCGUAUACACCGGAUGAGGUAAUGACAAUUUUGGAUACCAGUUCGGGACGUGGUUAUACACAAAUGCAAAUAAUGCCUGCCCAUGCAUUGGCACGAAGAGGUCAUGCCGCCUUGAAUAGUCCAAAAUACGGUUUCAACACUUUAGAAUCACGAAAAUCUCGUCAGCGUCAACGUUUCACGCGUAAAAGUUCUUUGCCUUUGGAAACGACAACGGGAGUGGGUGGAGGAGGAGGCGGCGGCGGAACGAAUACGAACUGUGCAGCAAGUGCGGCCAGCAGCAGUGGUGCUGGUAGUAUCAGCGUGCCCAGCAGCGGCAGUGUUAGUGGCAGCAGUCUAGGUGCCAGUGCCACCACGAGCAACAGCAGCACAACUUCCGGUCUCCAUCAUUCGUCCAGCAUGGGCAUCUGUCGGGCCGAAACAUUUCCGGUUCUUUUGGACUGCAGCAUGGGUUCCGGUUUGGUUUUGGGUGCCCAAACACCCUGUGGCCGUGCGGUAACAAUAUCGAAAAUUGUACCCGAUUCUGUGGCCGAUCGUUGUGGUUGCAUCCAAAAGGGCGAUCGCAUUGUGGCCAUAAAUAAAAUGUACAACCUUGAUGUGCAGACAAUGCGUCAGCUUUUGGGUGAUUUGGGUUCCCGUCCACCACACAGUCCUGCCAAUUGGCUGGAACUCGAAAUAGAAUUUGAUAUGCCGGAUACAGUGGUGCCCUCUAGCGGGGUAUUCAAUGUAAAAGUAUUACGCCUAGGCAAGGCGGGCUUGGGUCUAAGCAUCAAUGGUUCUAGUCAUGGUGGAUUUGUUAUUUCCGAUGUUAAACCUGGCAGUCCUGCUCAUCGUACUGGGUCCCUAAGAUCCGGUGAUAUACUUCUGGCCGUCGACAAUCACCCCGUUCAACAUUUCAAUGUUGAUUCUCUACUCAAAGAUGGUUCCCAAGGUGAUUUUUCCACCUUGACCGUAAAGCGAGUUAUGCUACCCGACUUCCUAUUCGAUGCCCAACAAAAAAUGCCCAAUCACAUUUACAGUAAUUGCCCAAGUAGUCCCACCACCGAACAUGAUCUGUAUAGCAGUGCCUAUGUGGCGAAUAAAUAUGCCGAAAUGAAAUAUCAAAGCGAUUGUCUAUCGAUGAAAUCGAGUACACCACAACCGGAAUAUUUUCGUGGUCCCACAUUGGAGGAUAACACCAUGACAUCGGUACAGAUACGCCACCAUUUGGCGGCGCCCAAUUGGGGUACCAUGGGCCGUUCGUUUAAUCAAAACACACAAAGUCUGACCACAGAGUUGCCAGAUGAUGAAAAUUCGUAUAAUGAAUUUGGAGGUGGUUAUGAUUUGGAUCGUUAUGUUAGUGCUGACUGUACUAAUCUACCUCCACCAAUGGAGAAUAAAGUCUAUGGUUCAGCGGCUAGUUCCAGCAGUAAAAGCAGCGGCACCAGUUUACAUCAAAUUAUUUUCACCGUCCGCUUGGAACCCAAGGGUGGUCUGCUGGGUAUAACCUUGGCUGGCAGUGAGGAUAUUUCAAAGCCCAUAACCAUUAGUGGUAUUGUUGAAGGUGGUAUUGCCCACAAAAAUGGACAAAUCCUUGUUGGCGAUCAAUUAUUGGCCAUCAAUGCUGAAUCGGUGCAAGGUAUGCCCCUGUCACAUGCCACAAAUCUGCUGCAAAAUCUUGGUGAUAUUGUUGAUUUGAAAAUUUUGCGGAUGCAUGAUGUUCAAAAUAGUUAUGGUUCGACGCUGGAAACAAAUAAUAUGCCACAACCCCAAGCCAUAUAUGCCAAAGUGCAACGACGGCCAAGAAGUCCUUCAACAAAUACCGAUAAUGGUUCCAAUAGUGGUUCCAGUAGCGGCAAGGCUGAAAAACAAAGAAUAUUCCAUGUUACUCUUUUCAAAGAUAAGGUGUAUGAUGAUUAUGGCUUUUCCGUAUCGGAUGGUCUUUAUGAACGUGGGGUGUUUAUAAAUCGUAUACGUUCGGGUGGACCGGCAGAUAAAUGUGGAAUGCUAAAGCCAUUCGAUAGAAUUAUGCAGGUUAAUGAAAUGAAAACCCAAGAUUUCGAUUGCUGCCUCACAGUUCCAUUGAUUGCUGCCGCUGGCGAUAAAAUCGAAAUGAUCAUCCAAAGAACGGAAUAG